AUGGCGGUCCACCAGCCUGGCUGCAUGGCGGUGGUGGUGGGGCUGGUUUUGCUGGCGGGGGCUGCCAUGGGCGCGGAUGGGACGCGCUUUCCCCACUACCUGCGACGCGUGAACGAGCUGCACCUGCGGGCUCCACAGCAGCUUCACAGUUCUCCUGUGCACAAUUUCAAGGCCGAUCGCGGCCGUAGCCCUUGCUGCUUCAUCGACCUGGAAGGCGGCGAAUAUCGAAUUUCCCGGCCCAUUCAAGUACCCAUUUACACAGCCAAUAUGCAGCUCGGUCCCACCUUUCCGACCGACCAGUUCAUGCUGAUUGUGGGCAUACCCGAUAGCUGCAACGUACCACAAGGCUCAUGCAACUUGGAUCUUAAUUUCCCUGCUCUUUUCAUGGAUGGUAGCCAUCGUGCUUCAGGCUGCAUGCAGAUCAACCACGUCAUGGGCGUGACGAUCGGCCCGGGUGCCUACUUUCUCAACUUUUCAAACUACGGUGUUCACAUUUAUCAAGGCCACGAGGUUAUGAUGGAUCGUUGCUGGUUGGGUGAGACAAACUUUGAUUUUGAUUUCGUUCGUUUUGGAAGUGUGCCAAACGCCACUGCCAUUCAGAUUGACGGCAAUGACCACUACGUUCUCAACACCAUCGUUUUCUCCAGUCGUAUUGGCGUGGCCGUCAAUGGGGCUGCCGAUUACGUCUCAGGUGUACACGUGUGGUUUCCAAUGAACGCGGACUACGGUUUCGCUACCGUGGUGACCCGGCCUGCCAACGGCUGCAAAGUGCUGGCAGAAACCGACAAGGCCAUUUCGGGAAUUGUCACGAUCGAAGUCGACACCUCGGCGCUAGACCCCGGGUUCAUGUAG
Molecule: messenger RNA, 852 nt
Organism: Monosiga brevicollis MX1
Lineage: Eukaryota; Choanoflagellata; Craspedida; Salpingoecidae
Exons: 5
Coding region: 1-852 (283 amino acids)
Molecular function (GO): polygalacturonase activity
Source: RefSeq, a predicted model, not a curated record